AUGGAGUCCUCUGGGUCCUCCGCUCUGGAACGACUCACCUUUAACAACACCGCGCUGAAACGGCUCCCGGUAGAUGUCUCCGCCGAGCCCGGCUCCAGGACUGUCCCGGGAGCGUCUUUCUCCCGUGUCGGCUCCCUUCAUCCACUGCUCCGGCCCACAAUCGUGGCGCUGUCCCAGCCGUCUUUCUCUCUAUUGGGCCUGACUGCGCAAGAGGUGCUGGACGACCCUCUGGCCCCGGAGUAUUUGAGCGGCUCCAGGCUGCUGGCUGGUUCCGAGCCGGCUGCGCACUGCUACUGCGGGCAUCAGUUCGGGCUGUUCGCGGGUCAGCUGGGCGAUGGAGCGGUCAUGUAUCUGGGGGAGGUGGAGUCAGAUACCCAAGGACAUUGGGAGAUACAGGUGAAAGGUGCUGGAGUCACACCUUACUCCAGAGACGGUGAUGGCAGGAAGGUGCUUCGCUCCAGCGUCAGAGAGUUCCUAUGCAGCGAAGCCAUGUUUGCCCUGGGGAUCCCCACCACCCGAGCAGCCUCCCUUGUUACCUCUGACCUCCACAUCGGCAGAGAUCCUCUCAACAAUGGUGAACGGAUUCUGGAGCGUUGCUCAAUUGUCAUGCGUCUCGCCCCUUCUUUCAUCAGAUUUGGCUCCUUUGAGAUCUUCCUGGGCCGGGAUGAAUUCUCUGGCCUGCAGGGUCCCAGCGCGGGGCGCCAUGACAACCGUGCUCAGCUGCUGGAUUAUGUGAUUGAGAGUUUCUAUCCACACAUUCAGCAGGCUCACAACAACAGGAGAGAAAGAAAUCUCUCUUUUUUCAGAGAGGUGAUGAUGCGGACUGCAAAGCUGGUGGCCCAGUGGCAGUGUGUUGGAUUUUGCCAUGGUGUCCUCAACACAGACAAUAUGAGCAUCCUGGGUCUGACUCUGGACUAUGGGCCCUUUGGUUUCAUGGACAGAUUUGAUCCAGAUUUUGUCUGCAAUGCCUCAGACAAAAGGAGGCGCUAUUCGUACCAAGCGCAGCCCUCCGUGUGCCGCUGGAACCUGGCUCGUCUGGCCGAGGCGUUGGGCUCUGAGCUGAGGGCAGCGGAUGCAGGAGCGGUGCUGGAUGACUUUAUGCCCACUUACGAGGCUUUCUACCUGUGCGGCAUGAGAAAAAAGUUGGGACUUGUGAGAAAAGAAGAGGCAGAGGACAGAGAAGUUGUGUCAGACCUAUUGCGGGUCAUGCACAACACAGGGGCUGAUUUCACCAACACUUUUCGCCUUCUGAGCCGUGUACCUUGGCCUGAGGGAGAAGAUGACGAGAGGGCCACUGUGGGGCCAGUGGUGGACCUCAUUCUAAAGCAGUGUGCCUCCAUUGAGGAGUUAAAGGUGGCUAAUAAGCCCACGAUGGAGGACCGUGAACUGGCAAUGAUUCUGUCCAUGGCACACACCAACCCAGUCAUGUUCGGAAUGGUAGCAGACAGGCCAGACGUGGCCCAGCAGCUGGAACUCAUGGGCCGGCUAAAAGAGCUCCUAGAGACGGACCAAGAAGAGCUGAAAGAAAAGCAGCGCGGUGACUGGAUCCGCUGGACUUGCCGAUACAGGAGGCGCUUAGCCCGGGAGUUUGAUGGCACAAGUGACUUGCACCUUGUUAAAAAAGAGAGGCUAAGAGUGAUGAAGAGCAGCAAUCCCCGUGUGGUUCUUCGCAACUAUAUUGCACAGAAUGCUAUUCAAGCAGCAGAUAAAGGAGACUUCUCUGAGGUUAACAGAAUUCUCAAGGUUCUGGAGGACCCGUACACGGACCCUGAACCUUUGUGCCAACAAGAUGGAACAUGCGAUGAAACAGAGAAGCUGUUUGCUGAUGGCUACGAUGCUAAGCCUCCUGCUUGGGCUCAAAAAAUUUGCAUCACUUGAUCCACAUAGAGCCUCCCUAGGCUGCUGCUGCUGCGAGAGAGAGAGAGAGACG
Molecule: messenger RNA, 1930 nt
Organism: Xiphophorus maculatus (southern platyfish)
Lineage: Eukaryota; Metazoa; Chordata; Actinopteri; Cyprinodontiformes; Poeciliidae
Gene: selenoo2
Product: selenoprotein O-like
Exons: 9
Coding region: 1-1878 (625 amino acids)
Source: RefSeq, a predicted model, not a curated record